CCGAGUAUCAGCCAUCAAGGCGGAGUUUGAGGUCCUCAAAGUUCUCUUUCCGCCGUGCCCGCCAUCUUGUUGAGACCGGGGUAAUCAGGCAUCAUGACGAACACCAGAGGCAAGAGGAGGGGGACCAGGUACAUGUUCAGCAGGCCAUUCCGCAAGCAUGGCCCCAUUCCCCUGUCUACUUACAUGCGCAUCUACAAGAAGGGCGACAUUGUUGACAUCAAGGGCACAGGUACCAUUCAGAAGGGGAUGCCGCACAAAUGCUACCACGGCAAGACCGGGCGCGUCUACAACGUCACCCAACAUGCUGUCGGGGUCAUUGUCAACAAGCAGGUCAAGGGCAAGAUCCUGGCCAAGAAGAUCAACGUGCGCAUUGAGCAUGUCAAACACUCAAUGAGCCGCGCCAGCUUCCUGAAGCGUGUCAAAGACAAUGACUGCAAGAAACUGGAGGCCAAGCAGAAGGGCACCUGGGUGGAGGUCAAGCGCCAGCCUGCUCCUCCCCGCGAGGCUCAUUUUGUCAGCACCAAGAAGAACCAGCCUCAGCUGCUCGAGCCCAUCCCCUAUGAGUUCAUGGCAUAAAGUGGAGGUUAAAAUAAAAAUGUUUGUACACAA
Molecule: messenger RNA, 609 nt
Organism: Syngnathus typhle (broad-nosed pipefish)
Lineage: Eukaryota; Metazoa; Chordata; Actinopteri; Syngnathiformes; Syngnathidae
Gene: rpl21
Product: ribosomal protein L21
Exons: 6
Coding region: 94-576 (160 amino acids)
Biological process (GO): translation
Cellular component (GO): ribosome; cytosolic large ribosomal subunit
Molecular function (GO): structural constituent of ribosome
Source: RefSeq, a predicted model, not a curated record